CUUUAUCUUGUCCAAGGCGACGGCCCCUUUCUUAACCCUCCUUCAGGGCUCAUGCUCUGACACGCCCGCCCACUAUAGAAUUUGACUUUGGAUCGCAUUGUCGCGUCUCUACUGUCCUGUACUGUCCUGUCUGUCUGUCCUGGCCCACCGACUUCGAGUUGCACCUUCCACCUUGGCUCGUCGUACUGACGCCUCUCGCCUGCUUCUCGCUACCCUGGCCUCGCCUUGAGCGCAAACAAUCGAACACAACCGUAUCGCCGUCACCGUUGCCGUCUGUUAACCGGGCUCCCAUUAACGGGACUCGUCGGGCUCACUGUAACCGAAUCGCUCUGGCUGUGACUCGAUCGAUACCCUCGAUAUCAACUCGACCUCUAGACAGUUAUGGACGUCCACAAUCAGCCGCGUCUACCCCCUCCCAAACCGGUUGGACUUAAUAACAUUCUUAAUAACGAUAACGCACCUGUUUCAAUCGUUAACGGCCCACCUCACAUGCGAGAUUCGGGCUUCUACUCCAACGCAGACGCCUCCAACACAUCUGCUGCAUCCUUCAACGCGAAUGGUCUUAGCCCAAGCGGCUCCGGCUAUCAAUCUUCGUCGCACGAAAAGACACCAUCUCCGAUUGCCUCCAACAUGGUUCCCAACGGACUUGUAUCGCCAUCGACAACCAACAUGAGCGUUGCCGCAAUGGUAUCCCCUAGUACUCCCAGCAGUCUCGAUCCACGCCGCGACCGACCCACGUCGAUCGAAUCGAACGGUCUCGGUCCCAAUCCCGGCCCUACGAUGGGUGACACGUUGGCGCCUGGUAUGGCAGCAAUGAGAAGGGAGAGCGUUGACAGUCGUAUCAACCAGAACUUUGGCGAUUUGCGCCUGGGAGGCUCUCCUUAUGCAUCCCACAAUCACUCAACUACCUCGAUACAAAAUACCCUCCAUAAUCAGCGGAACCCUCAUCAUUUAUCAGUCCAUCGUAUCUCAAACGGCUACCAACCCAGUGCGGAGCGAAACCCUGAGGGCAAGACGGUCAAAACCGCACCGGCCAUCACUGGUCCUGCCACUGGACACAUCGCGCGCGCUGCAGAGCCCACUAAAGGUCAAGCAUGGGCGUUUCCCGAAGAGGAGAUUCAGCGAGUCGGUGGCGCCCCUACGUACACCGACUCGCGGCGCAGUAGCAUCACUGAGUCUAUCGCGAGCAGUCAAUUCACAACAGAGUCUCGCCUACCUCCUGGCCAGAUGAGACUGAACGAGUCCGAGUACUCUCGCAUGUCCAAUGCAUCCGACUUUCCGCCUGUUCACCAUCACUCUAUGCAGCAUAAGCAAUUGAGUGAUCUCCAGGCUGAAGAAGGGAAUGGUUCAACAGGCUCACAACCAUAUAGUCGAACACCUGAAUUGAGAGUCAGCCACAAGCUUGCUGAACGAAAAAGACGAACGGAGAUGAAGGAACUCUUUGAUCAACUAAGAGAUCUCAUGCCUCAGGAACGAGGCUCCAAAGCCUCCAAGUGGGAAAUUCUAACUAAAGCCAUUGCGGAGCAUCAGAAGCAGCAAGAUAUCAUUCGAGCGCUACAAGAGCACUACAAGUCCAGUUCAGCUGAGAACGAGAUGCUUCGCAGAGAUGUCCAUGCGCUACGAAUGGAAAAUCAACAGCUUCGUGGAGAGCUUAACUCUUCCUCUUCACGGCCUCCCCUAUCUUCAGCAGCAACACCAGCACCACAGGCCGGGACUUAUCAGACAGACUCAUACCCCAACCCUAACCGACCGGAACUGCCACCGCUCAGGUCGCUCCGCAACAGUAUUCCAAAUGGACCGGACUCUAUGAUGGGUGUUCAGUACGACAGUCCUCGUACCAAUGGCUAUCAUUAGACGGA
Molecule: messenger RNA, 1859 nt
Organism: Fusarium redolens
Lineage: Eukaryota; Fungi; Ascomycota; Sordariomycetes; Hypocreales; Nectriaceae
Exons: 3
Coding region: 382-1854 (490 amino acids)
Biological process (GO): positive regulation of transcription by RNA polymerase II
Cellular component (GO): RNA polymerase II transcription regulator complex
Molecular function (GO): DNA-binding transcription factor activity; protein dimerization activity
Source: RefSeq, a predicted model, not a curated record